CUUUCGAAGUUACACCUCUUGCAAAUGAAAACAAUAAUAAAUAAAACGCGGAAACCACUGGCUCAAAUAAAAAAGAUACAAAUUAAUCUCUAAAAAUAUAUUACUAUUUAAAUUUAAAUUGUAAAUGGGCAUAAUGGAAAACAAUGGCGUUGGAAAGCUGACGGAAGAAUCUCUGAAACGCAAGGAGCGGCUGCAAAAAUUGCGGGAACAAGCGCAGAAUAAAGGCGGAGACACCGCCGAUGGCAGUGAAAAGUUACCCAAACCCGUAUUCCGCAGCUACAAACCGCAAAAUGAGAACACCACCGGCGAAGUUCUCACCCAAGAGCCCACGGGAAAUAUUGAAACCGCUGUGGAGGACCAACUGAGUCUGCUGCAGCAGCCCAUGGUGAUCGAUGAGAUUGAUAUAACCAAUUUAGCACCUCGCAAACCAGAUUGGGACCUUAAGCGGGAUGCCAGCAAGAAGCUGGAGCGAUUGGAACGACGCACCCAAAAGGCCAUUGCAGAGCUCAUCCGGGAGCGGCUGAAACUGAACCAAAUCGAGGACAUCAGCCAGGCGGUGAAUGUGGCCACCGCCCAUGCAGGUGAAAGUGUUCAGGAGGAUUAUGACUAG
Messenger RNA from Drosophila gunungcola (fruit fly), 610 nucleotides. RefSeq names its product coiled-coil domain-containing protein 12. The coding region runs from base 125 to 610 and encodes 161 amino acids. Lineage: Eukaryota; Metazoa; Arthropoda; Insecta; Diptera; Drosophilidae. Gene Ontology annotation, cellular component: U2-type spliceosomal complex; post-mRNA release spliceosomal complex. The transcript is spliced from 2 exons. The record is from RefSeq and is a predicted model, not a curated record.